GAAUAAUUUUUUUCUUCACUUUUCCAUUUCAGGUCAACUUGAAAACGUCCAGUAAGAAGUACCAUUGGCUGGCAAAGCAGAAGACGCGCGAUGUAAAGGCAAAACGAUGGACGAAGCAGUUCACCCAAGAGGAGCAGGACGAUCGAAAUAAUCGACAAUUGUAUCAGCGAAUGCCAUCACCACUGGGCAUACUCUGGAUUGAUUACGUUCAUCAUCGUAUCAAAAUGCUCAAGAAAGGAAUGGCCGUGUAUACAACACCGAAAUACACGCUGUUGCAGUUUGACAAGUACGUCGAAUCGAAUCGAACCGUUGAUAAACUCACUGGGAAUUUGGUCAAUCAUAAAGCCGCAAUUAUUCACAUGGGAAAUGCAGAAAUAUCACCAAACUCGUGCAUUCGAAUCAAAAAGCAUGUGAGAGCUCCAGGUACGCGCAAACUACUCAAAGGCUUUCGAAAACGUCGCAGUUGUCGUGUGCGCAAAACAGAUGAGUGGGGUACAUCGCAGCAUUGUGCAAAGUGUGGGCGACGAUUUAAUCCAGCCACAAGGAGCCAUCGAUUCAAAGUGUGUGAAAAUUGUGGAGCGGAGCCCGAUUCAAUUUUCGCCGAAUAUUUACCAUCAAAAAUCGUAGCACAGCGCAGCAAACGGCAAUUGAGGUACAACAAAGAUGAAGUUGAACUUUAUUUGAUGCGAUUUUGGGCAGAAGGACUCAUGACUGAGCAAGAAUUCGAUAUUGCUGCUGAACGUUUACUGUCUAAGGUGGCCGUGUAUCCAAAAAAUUGGCAAGUAAACACAGUGAGUGGUAAAUUGGAAUAUGCUCAAGUCAAUGCUGAUGCACCGUAUGCAACUGUUCAACAGCCAUAUGCAGUCGAUGAUGAAAAUGAAUUGGAAAUCGAAGACAAGCAACUACUAAUGGCUGUACACAAGACAUCUUGGGAUCGUGAUAUCGUCGCCGCCAAAUGCAUUCUCAUCAAAGGACAUUGUGAGCUGUUUGGAUGGGAUAUUCCGGCAGGAUUAGACAGACGAUCACCGCGACAGCCAGCAGUUCAACCGAAUCAGCAGCCUUAAGCGUCACCAAUCACCAUUCGUACUCGAAAAUUAAUCAAAAAUUAAUAUUGUAAUUUGUUACAUUAACUGAGACUGACUGUUGUGUCUCAGCAUUUCGAGGAAGUACUUCUAGGUGUUUUUUUCUAUAUGGGAAACACCCUAAUGUAUGUAAAAAUUAAAUAUAUAUACCCGACGACAGAUCUCUCCUUCGCAGGCCUCAACAAUAGCACGAUUUUGAACGCGAUUCAUCCAGGUCGAUAGUAAAGUAUCAUUGUUUGCCCCCCACAAAACUACAGAUAUAAUGUGCUGUUUCUCACGCAAUUCUUGUGGUGGUAAAAUUUGAAUUUUUAUCACAGCUUCGUUGGGUGAAACAGUCGUCAAAUCGACCAAAAACAAUUUCACCAACGGAUUAUUCGUUCCACUUUUCGUUAAAAAUAAAGAGAAUUGUAUGACUGAUCUAGAAUUGCAGUAAUAGAUUUAAUUUAAAAUAACUAACGUUUUCGGAUAUGGAAAAUCAAUGAAUCCAGGAUAUUGAUCACGGGAAGACCCAGGAGCACCAUAAACCGGAAUCGCAAUAUGAUUAACAGGUGAAUCGUCAAAUUGUACAUAAGCUAGUUUUUUAUUAUCAGGUGAUAUCCAGGCAGCAGUUUUUGUUGAAAAAAUUUCCUCUUCAUACACCCAAUCACAUAUACCUAAGGAAAAAUAAUCAUAAAACAAUCAAUAAUAAUUAAUAAGCAAAUUUUUAAGGGAUUUGAUUUUUGCCAAUCACGUAUACCAUUAUAAAUAUUGGCACUGCCAUCAUUUGUU
Messenger RNA from Contarinia nasturtii (swede midge), 1850 nucleotides. RefSeq lists its product as uncharacterized. NCBI's taxonomy places the organism in Eukaryota, Metazoa, Arthropoda, Insecta, Diptera, Cecidomyiidae. The record is from RefSeq and is a predicted model, not a curated record. Bases 171 to 1064 code for a protein of 297 amino acids. The transcript is spliced from 3 exons.